Messenger RNA from Nannizzia gypsea CBS 118893, 993 nucleotides. RefSeq lists its product as hypothetical. Bases 1 to 993 code for a protein of 330 amino acids. Lineage: Eukaryota; Fungi; Ascomycota; Eurotiomycetes; Onygenales; Arthrodermataceae. The record is from RefSeq and is a predicted model, not a curated record. The transcript is spliced from 5 exons.
AUGGCACGAAAAAUAUGCAUCACUGCUGCUGACGGCCAUACCGGCCAUCUCAUCACAGAGCUCCUUCUUACGGAUCCAAACUUCAAAAAGCAGUUUGAUUCUGUGGUCGCGCUCACGCUGCAUCCACAUGCAGAACGUUGUAAGGAACUGCAGAAACUCGGAGCGCAGAUUGUCUCGCACAAACCGGGACGAUUGAGAGAGAUGGUGAAUACGCUGCAACAAACAGAAGCUGAUACACUCUGCCUCAUCCCCCCGGCGCACAAGGAUAAGUUUGAUAUUACGGUCGAGUUGAUCAAUGCUGCUAAAAAGGCGAACGUGCCAAAUGUCUGUUUCAUUAGCUCUGCAGGAGCAGAUCUCGCAGAGAGAGACAAGCAACCGAGACUUCGCGAGUUCAUCGACCUUGAAUGUCUCUUUCUCUCGUCCAAGGGGGAUCCAUCAACUUCAACCGGGCAUAGUCCAGUGGUAAUUCGAGCCGGAUUCUAUGCGGAGAACCUCCUACUCUACGCCCCUCAAGCUAAAGAGGAGGGCAGGCUGCCUAUACCUAUUGGCACAAUGCAUAAGUUUGCACCAAUCGCUUUAGGGGAUGUGGCUCAAGUUGUAGCCCAUGUAUUGACGGGUAAGGGAAAGCAUGGCUUCAGCGAUGCCCAUCGCGGCCAAUUGAUUGUCCUUACUGGACCAAUGCUUGCUACUGGCGAUGAGCUGGCUGAAGCAGCCAGUAGUGCAGGGAUAGCAAAUCUGGAGUUUGAUGAUAUCUCUGAGGCUGAAGCUAAGAAGGUGCUUCACUCGCAGUCAGAGAGUGAUGAAUCCGAGCUGCAAUAUCUUCUAGAAUACUAUUCCUUGGUUCGUGAAGGAAAAACGAACUAUAUUUCGACAACAGCAUUCCAUGAUAUCACAGGAUCUCAUCCCCAGGAGCUAUCUGAUUUUUUCAAGGUCUAUAAAGAGGAAUUCAUCCCUCACCAUAUAGAUAAAAAGAGAAAAAGCCAUAAGGUUUGA